AUGCCGCUCGCAAAGUCCAAGGCCGCCGUAGGGCUUGGCAACUCGCUGAUGAACGAUCGGUUUGGAAAGGGCAAAGGAUCGGAUCGCAGAAAGGGAGGCGGCGUCACCAGAACGAACCAUGCGACCGGCGAACAGUACAUUACCAACGAAAAGAAGGAGGCAUCAUGGGUCAAAAUGCGCUCCGUCACACAGCAGUCCGCCAUGGAUGAGUUCCUGGCCACUGCCGAGCUGGCCGGCACCGACUUCACGGCCGAGAAGAUGAACAAUGUCAAGAUCAUUCACACCGACCAGCGCAAUCCUUACCUGCUGUCGUCCACCGAAGAGUCUCAAGUCAGGGGAAAGCACAACAAGCACAAAUCCAGGCUGACAGUCCCAAGGCGGCCGCAGUGGGAUGAGAACACCACCCCAGAGCAACUCGACGUCUUGGAGCGCGAGAGCUUCCUCAACUGGCGCCGCGGUCUUGCCGAGCUGCAGCAGAACAACGACCUGCUCAUGACUCCCUUUGAGCGCAACUUGGAGGUUUGGCGACAGUUGUGGCGUGUCAUUGAGCGCAGUCACCUCGUGGUGCAGAUUGUAGAUGCGCGAAACCCUCUCAUGUUCCGUUCCGAGGAUCUGGAAGCUUACGUCAAGGACGUUGACGAGAAGAAGGAGAACUUGCUGUUGGUGAACAAGGCAGAUAUGAUGACAACAAGCCAGAGAAAGACGUGGGCCAAAUACUUCAAGAGCAAUAACAUCGCGUACCGUUUCUUCUCGGCCCACCUCGCCAAGGAGUUGCUCGAGGCUGAAGAUGAUGAAGAUGAGCAUGAGGAUGGUAUUCAUCAAGGCCAAAGCUCAAGCGCAUCACAAAAACCAGCAUCAAAGAAGACCUCCGACGAGUCAUCAGAAGACGAGAGCGAGGAUGAAGAUGAUGAAGACCAUGACGAGACUACUGGCGCGAGUCUGGACCAGGAUCUUGAAGACGAAGACAUUAGAAUCCUGACUGUUGAGGAACUAGAAGACAUCUUCUUGGCUCAUGCGCCAGAACCCAAUCCUGAUAACCCCGACGAAAAGCUCCAAAUUGGUCUUGUCGGUUAUCCAAACGUCGGAAAGUCGUCAACUAUCAAUGCUUUGAUUGGUGCCAAGAAGGUUUCUGUCUCGUCCACGCCUGGAAAGACGAAACACUUCCAGACAAUUCACCUCAGUGACAAGGUCAUUUUGUGUGAUUGCCCCGGUUUGGUCUUCCCCAACUUUGCUACAACGAAUGCCGACCUGGUCUGCAAUGGUGUUUUGCCCAUUGACCAAUUGCGAGAGUACACCGGCCCAGCAACCCUUGUUGCCCACCGCAUUCCACAGCCAUUCUUGGAGGCCAUUUAUGGCAUCCAUAUCAAGACCCGUCCGCUCGAAGAAGGAGGUACUGGAACUCCGACCUCCAGUGAACUGCUGUCUGCCUACGCCAAGGCCCGCGGCUUCCAGACGCAAGGUGUUGGUCAACCAGAUGAGUCCCGUGCAGCACGAUUUGUGUUGAAGGACUACGUCAAUGGUAAGCUCCUAUACUGUGAGCCGCCACCUGGAUACCCCGAUUCUGCAGAGUUCAACCACGAGUUGUAUGAUUCAGCACACUUGCCUGAAAAGCGCCGUGCCCAGCUUCGACAUGCCAUGGAGGCCAUGGAGCUUCCCGAUGACAUGUCUGUAGCCGACAGUGAAUUUCAACCACUCCCUACUGGUGCCAAGUCGCAGCGGAUCGACAAACAAUUCUUUACCAAAGAUCGCAACAACGCCGGGCACCUAAACAUGCCCUUCAGCUACAAGUACACGCAACAGGGUCAAGCCAAGGUCGCGCAAGGGAAGCACCUGAGUGGUCGCAAGGCCAAGGCCAUGAUUGCGCUCGAGACCGGCAUGGAUCCAAAGGACAUUCAGAUUGGAAGUAGUAAGAAGCAUUUCAAAGGUGGCGCCAAGGGCAAGAAGAAGAAGGCUGCCGAUGAGGAUGACUAG
Messenger RNA from Pestalotiopsis fici W106-1, 1971 nucleotides. RefSeq lists its product as uncharacterized. Bases 1 to 1971 code for a protein of 656 amino acids. Gene Ontology annotation, molecular function: GTPase activity; GTP binding. Gene Ontology annotation, cellular component: cytosol. The record is from RefSeq and is a predicted model, not a curated record. Lineage: Eukaryota; Fungi; Ascomycota; Sordariomycetes; Amphisphaeriales; Sporocadaceae. Gene Ontology annotation, biological process: ribosomal subunit export from nucleus. The transcript has 2 exons.